AUGGCUAGGUGCUUUACGGUGACUGUAUAUGACAGGGAUAACUCGGAGUACACCGUGGCAGAGACGACUCCGACUGGUUCAUUCUCACUGGGAAGCUACAGGGUCUCACUGGGUUCUCAGACAUGUGAUUGUGGAUACUUCCAGGCACUUCAUUUCCCAUGUCCGCAUGCAUUGGCAUGCUGUGCCUACUCACGUGUUACUUGGCAGCCAUACGUCCACCCGGUGUGUCGACUUAGUUCGGUUUUCAGUGUAUAUCAGAUGGGAUUCACUCCUCCCAUUCUGGAGGAUUUCUGGCCACCUUAUGACGGGCCGACCGUUAUACCGGACCUGAGUAUGAGGCAUGCAAGGGAGGGUCGUCCGCGGUCCACUCGAAUACGGACCAAUAUAGAUGAGGCAGAUCUGAACCGGCCCAAGAGAUGUGGCCUCUGCAGGCAACUCGGACACAUUCGUCGGAGUUGUCCACAGGCCGGAGGACCCAGCCAUGCAGGGUGA
Molecule: messenger RNA, 492 nt
Organism: Arachis ipaensis
Lineage: Eukaryota; Viridiplantae; Streptophyta; Magnoliopsida; Fabales; Fabaceae
Molecular function (GO): nucleic acid binding; zinc ion binding
Source: RefSeq, a predicted model, not a curated record